Chiloscyllium plagiosum (whitespotted bambooshark) is the source of this 8539-nucleotide messenger RNA. The record is from RefSeq and is a predicted model, not a curated record. Lineage: Eukaryota; Metazoa; Chordata; Chondrichthyes; Orectolobiformes; Hemiscylliidae.
UGUUUUCCCCUCCCCCUCCCCAAUGGCGGUGAUGGCGAUGAGGAUUAGGAGGUGCGGCCAGGCCAGGCUCGGUGCGGGCCGAGGGAGAGGUUAGAGCUACACUGUCUGAUAGACGCAGUCUCGGUCCGCUGGAGGAGCAUCUCGAAAAGAUAGCUGAACUCAACCAGUGUUGAACCUUCAUGCAAAGCUGAACUCAACCAUUGUUGAACCUUCACGCAGAGCUGAACUCAACUAGUGUUGAACCGACAAGUGUUGAGGAGUCCGAGUGGAUGUCUUCAUGGAUAUUAUUGAUAUAUUUAACCCUUUGCUAGCCACCGACCACUUGGAUGACACUCUGAUUUUAGAGCCAGACUUAGAAAGUGAAGUUUGUGAUUGUGGCACAGAACCAGACAUCCUGGGAGGUUCUUUAAGAAACAUGCUGAGUGACAAAGAUCCUAUGCUAGGAUCUGCUAGUGCACAAUUCAGCCUGCCCUUUUCAGAUAAUGAAGAUGGCAACUUUCAGCUAACAUGCUCAACAGUUGCUGAACUUGAAUUCACUGAUGAAAGCGACAUAAAGGAAAGUGACCUUGAUACUAUGGAGGAAGAAGAUUUAUCAGAAUUAUCUAGCAGAAAAAAUAAGGGUAAAUCUCAAAAAUCACCUGUGCAGUCACCUCGAAAAUCUCCCCGUUUAUUGGCCCAGGAACCAAUUCGAAGUCUGCGCAACAGUACCUUAGCCAAGCGGCCCAGUCCAGCAAAUGUAGCUCUCACAAAAAAGAAAGAACAGGUAAAAUACGUCUCAGUUGGGGCAAGUUCAACAAAGCUGCCAGAUCGGCAUGAAAAACAAAGCCCACAAAAGCCUGGAGGAAAAAGUAAACUGCAGCAACAGAAUGUAUCAGCAAGUGCACAAAGUACUGCCGAAACUCCUUGUGAUUCUGUACAGUCUGAACCUGCAAAUUCAAAAAACCCUGAAUUGAAAAUGGAAACUUGCAUUACACCCAAAAGUACACUUGAAAUACCUUGUGGAAAUAUUAAACAUAAUAUAGUAGAAUCAUUGGGACAGAAUGCAUUUGAGUCUGCUUCAGAACCGCACUGUUCUAGAGUGCCAAUAAUUGCUUUAGGGACAGAAGGAGUUCUUCAAGAUGCAACAGCAGAGAAUGUAAACGAUAUCAGUUGCGCAAAGACGCAACCAAUUGCAUCAGUCAGCCAACAUCCAAUUGAGCCUGCUUUGGAAUCACAGCACUCUGUUCAGGAGUGUAUGGUAGAGAAUGAUGAUGCACAACAACUCAUGGACUGUAAAGAUGAACAAACAACAGACAGAGCCCAAAGUCCAGUUAAAUCUGCGCUGGAAACACAGUGCUCUACAGAAUCAUUAAUUGGCGCAUGUAUUGAUAUGCCUGAAGAUACAGUCGGAAUGGAUGCUGAUCUUCAUAAAAAUGCAUGUGCAUUCCCUCAUGGAAAUGUCAAUGGUGCUGGAGAGGAGUUAAAGAAGACUGUAGAGGAAGGACACAAUGUAGAAAUAAAUGGAGUGAAAGUUGUGGAUAGUAACAUUAUUACUGAACACAAAGAUAAACCAGCUGAGUUGGAUUCUGUUGUACCAAGCACUGAAACUACACCAUCUAUAAACAAGGUGGCAGACAUUCUGCUAAAACAAGAAAAUCUACAGCGGUCAGUGAAUGAAGAAUUACAGAUAUCCUCUGAACUAGAUGCUUCUGUAAAUUAUGUAGAAGCAAAAGAAGACCUUAACGUGCUGCCAGAUAUAGGAACCGCAUAUAAUAAUGCUAGCAUUCUUAUAAAUGAGAAUGUUUCAGAUACUCCAGGAUUAAUUGAAGACUCUGGGAAUAUUAAGGCAAUUCAUCUUGAGAUGGCUGUUUCUCCAAAGCUUGAAACUGUGGCACAAGAGAUCAAACUUGAAGUAGCAAGAUCUGACUCUUCAAAAAUAAUUGCCAGUGAUAUCAGUGAAUCUGAAAAAAAUGAUAACUCUCCUCAUCAUGUGGCAUGUAAGAACCAGAGUAAUGUAACUGAGCAAGAUAAUUCAACUGAGCAGAAUUUGGGCCUCAGUAAGGAAGAAAUGCAGGACCUUUCCAAACUUAAAGACCUCAAGGAAAUUAUUUCUGAAAAGCAGGCUGGUGCAAUGGAAUUCAAGAACCAGACUUCAAAACAUGAGAAGUCAGUAUUGAGUCCUCAGCAUAAACUUGUACAAGAUCCAAAACCUGAACAGAGUGAAAACACUUUUUACUCCAAUAGGAAAAAAGCUAAGUUGGAUAUUCAGUCCUCUGAAGCACUUAAACAAUCCAAGUCUCACAGUUUGACAUUAGCCAGUAAAAGGAAAGCGGUUGACCAAGAUGAACAUCAUCACAGGACUGCUAAAUGCUUGAAAACACAGGUUACACAAAUUGCUAAAUUGAAAAUGGACCAAGAGCAAAAGCAAACAGCAAAAACACAGUCACCAAGCAAGAUUGUAUCAGUGACCAUGGCGGGGCAAAAGUUAAGGAAAACAAUUCCGGCAUCUAAGCAUAAUUCAAAUUCGACUUUGAAGCUGAAUGAGGUACCAGCAAAGCAGGUGACUCGCUCUAGCCACAAACCUAUCUCUUCAACGGCUAGAGUAGUUUCCCAACAGUUAGACAAUAUAAAGGAAAAAGACAAGGGAAAGAUUAUGGAACAUUCUAAUGAAGAUGAUAAAGACAAAUUGAAAAUUAGAAAAAGUGAGAAGAGUAUUCUACCAAGGCAAAGACGAAGCAGCAAAAGUUUUUCAUUGGAUGAACCACCAUUGUUUAUCCCAGAUAAUUUACCUGUAGUAAAAAAAGAUGAAACUGACAUGGACCAUUCCACCCCUGUUGCUACUUCAGAUUUAUGGGACCCCAAAAAACUAUGUGGAUUUUGUAGGAAACCACACCACAGCAGGUUUAUGAUAGGUUGCGGAAGAUGUGAUGAUUGGUUUCAUGGAGAGUGUGUUGGAUUGACACUUGUCCAAGCACAGCAACUGGAGAAAGAGGAUAAAGAAUUUAUUUGUUUCAAAUGUUGUGCUAUGGAAGACAAAAAUGCUCCAUCAGUUAAUCAUAGUUACACAAUAAAACAUCAGUGUGCUCAAAAUGACAUGGAGAAAGCCAAGCCUGAACUAACUCUUGAGCACACAAUCCAUUUAAAAAAUGAAAAGAUGAGUAAUUCAGAUGAACUAAAUAUAACUGCAACAGAUAUUACUGGUGUAAAAUCAAAACCAGAAAUAAUAGAGAAGACUGAGCAAUUGCUGAAUAAGAAGCAAAAGGACAAAAUAUUAAAAAAGGUGUCUAACAUAAGAACUGGUUCUACUGAUUCGAAGGACUCUCAGACCAAGAAUGCAAAAAAAACACGUUUAGGAAAUGACUAUCUUGGACAAGUAACAGGAACCUCACAGACACCUGAACAGAAGAAAAGCAAACCACUGAAAGACCUUGCAGCUAGUCGGCUUAGUCAAGGAGAAAAGCUUCCUAAACUAGAUUUAAAGGACAAACAACCUGUGAAGAAGAAAGCAGAGAAAGGAGGAUCAAAUAGUGCACCAGGUCCAACUAGCCCUACUGCACCUCAGCCUACUGUAGAGCAAAUAAGACAGAAUGUCCGGCAUUCUCUGAUGGAUAUUUUGGCAAAAAGGCUCUCAGAAUCGGAUUUGAAAGUUCCAGAGGAGCGAGCAACAAAGGUUGCAGCCAGGAUUGAAAGAAAACUAUUUUCUUUUUAUGGAGACACUGAUACUAAAUAUAAAAGCAAAUACCGAAGUUUGAUGUUUAACCUCAAAGAUCCAAAAAAUCAAGUCUUAUUCAAGCGAGUCUUAAAGGGUGACAUUGUACCUGAUCAUUUAAUUCGUAUGAGUCCAGAAGAACUGGCAUCCAAGGAAUUAGCGGCAUGGAGACAAAGAGAGAAUAGACAUAUGAUUGAAAUGAUAGAAAAGGAACAAAGGGAGGUUGAAAGACGACCAAUUACGAAAAUAACUCACAAAGGAGAAAUAGAAAUUGAAAGUGAAGCACCAAUAAAGGAAUCUGAGACAGUAAUUACAGAGGGGGCUGAACUAAAACCUAUCGAGCCAAAAUCUGUAGUUGAGAAAUGGGAAGAGACUGAAGAAGAAACAUCAACAGAUAUGACAGAGGACACUACUUGUCAGCACAAGAAACACCUCUUUGACUUGAAUUGCAAAAUUUGCACAGGUCGAAUGGCUCCACCCACCGAGGAACUGCCUCUGCCAAAAGCCAAAGUGGCAACAAGUGUCAUGCGACGUCAGUCAGAUGUUGAUGCUGAAAUGGCUUUUUUGGCCGAUGCUCUUUCCUCUGCUUCCAGCAUUCUCUCCUUAGAUGCAACAAUGGAAGAGAGACCUGAAUCACCACAGCUAGCAACUUCCUCUGUGACAAGGUCAGAUGCAUAUGAUAUCACAGAAGAUGAAUCAAGGUUUCUAGCUCGAUUAGAUUCUCUCUGGAAGGGAUUUAUCAACAUGCCCAGUGUAGCAAAGUUUGUUACCAAAGCUUAUCCUGUCUCUGGCUCAGCUGAACACUUAACAGAGGAUUUACCAGAUACCAUACAAGUCGGAGGUAGGAUUCCUCCCCAGAUGGUUUGGGAUUAUGUGGACAAGAUAAAAGCUUCAGGAACUAAGGAGAUAUGUGUGAUUCGUUUUAGUCCAGUAACUGAGGAAGAUCAGAUAACCUACACAUCGCUGUAUGCAUACUUCAACAGCAGGCAACGUUAUGGGGUGGUAGCCAACAAUGUGAAGCAAGUUAAGGACAUGUACCUUAUUCCUUUGGGUGCCUCAGAAAAAAUUCCUUAUCGGCUGUUACCAUUUGAUGGACCUGGACUCGAAGUAGUUCGCCAGAAUCUCCUCCUUGGGUUAAUAAUUCGGCAAAGAAUAAAGAGAUUAUUUAGUGCUUCACCUUCUGAAGAAGUCUCUGAAACCGAGAAAAUGCCUAGUAGUUUACCUCAAGACAAGAAAAUCAAACCAGAAUAUGUGGAAGAUGAAGGUGAAAAUGACGACGACGAUGAUGAAGAAAAUCAGUUCUUUAAUUCCUUCACUUCGGUGUUGCCUAAAUUUAGAAACAAACCCAAACAGUCAUCACCGGUUGAACCUCAGAUUUUGAAAACACCACCUUCAUCACCAGCAGAGCCUAUUCCUAUGCUAUCUACAAAACCAUUACGAUUUCUUCCUGGAGUUUUAGUCGGUUGGGAAAACCAGUCCACAUCUCUUGAAUUAUCCAACAGACCACUGGAUGAUAUUCUUCAAAGUUUGUUGGGAGAUGCAGAGAAGGAAGCUGAAGAGAAGUCUGUCUCCAUUAUUGAACCUGGGCUAGGGGAGCCUCCAGCUAGUAAAGAUUUUAAAAUGUCACAACCUGAAGAAACAAUUGAUGAUCAAGAACAUGCUAAAGAUUCCUCUAUACAUAAUCCCCCAGAGGAAAAUGAGAAAGCAGAUAAUGUCCCAGAGGAUGUCCAAGUUGCUGAAACUUCAAAGACAAGUGAGUUCCUUACAACUCUCACACUAAAAGACAAGCCACCAGAUGUUUCAACUGAAGCAUUUCUUUCAAGUCUUGCAACAAUAAAAUCACAGCCAAAUCACAAAGAAGAGCAUGAGAAAUUACGGCAUCACUAUAAGGUAAAGAAGGUAAAAAUGGAAAACUCAAGAGAGCAAAAAGAAGCUUCAGGAAGUUCACCAUCUCAGCCUGGGACCCCCAAGAUUGAGCUUUCUUCACUUGAGCCUAUUACAAAUACUGAACAAGUAGAUUCUACACCAGAAGCUCUUACACGAGUCUCACAGGUCGUCAACAUAAGUAGAGAUCCGAGACAAGCUGCUGUUCGCAAACAACAAAGUUUUGCAAUAAGCAAGUCUGUGGAGGACAGUACAGAUGAACAAUACACGGAUAACAGGAAAGAUAAAAGUGACGAUGAUAUUGUAAACAUAAAGGAUGUGGAGGAAGUUGAUAAGAAAGCCUUAGAAACGGAACAAGAAGAAAUAACCAUGAAGCAAAUUCCUACAGACCUAAUUAGUACAACACAUCAGGAAUCCAGUAAACUGGUGCAAGGCACAGUACCUUGUAUUGAAGAAGUUUCUCAACCAGUCUUUCACAAUAUCCCAAAACCAGUACCAGAAACAGAACCGACAGAUUAUUCGCAUGAAGAAGAAACUCAUUCUGAAACAGAAAUGGUAGAAACUCACACUAUUGAGACUGUCCAGUCAAUCCGCAGAGAAACUACCCCAUUGCCUUCUUUCCAUGGUCCACGUCCUAGUUCACAUUUUGAAUUCUCUUCAAAUGCUUUACCUGCGCAAAAUCAAACUCAAUCAGCAGUGUCUACGUCAUUGCCAAGUGGUCCUUCAGGUAGCCCAAUACCGAGUGGAAAUGUAUUUCCUCCUCCAUUACCCCAGCUGCACAACUUUUCCCAAGUUCAAGCUCACUCUCCUGGUUUUCCAUUUCAACGUGGUCCACCUAAUGCAAAUUUUCAACCGCCAGGUAAUUUGAUGCCUUCGUUCAUGCCAAUUCGCCCCCCGCCACUUCCUCCACCACCAUUUAGCUUACAAAAUGACCCCCAUUUGAGAUUCCAUUCCCCUGAUCUUGGUGUAACCCAUGCCUUAGUUCCAAACCACAUAAUGCCUUGGCUACCAGCAAUUAGCUGUCCUCCACAACACCACUUGGGUCUUAUGCAUCAUGCACAUGGCCAAGUAAUGCCACCUUUCAACUCUGACCACCCAAUUGAUGUCAACAGAUAUGCACCAAAUUCAGGAAUAUCAAAUUUUCAACCGAACAAAAAUGAUCAUAGAAAAGAAAGGCAUCAUUGUGAUCUUUGGGAUAGAUAUAGCCAACGUUCUGGACAUGACUUUAGUAAGGAGUAUGACAGCCAUCACAAACAUAGAUUUUAUAGUGAUUCUUAUCAUCGAAGAAAAGAUCGACACAAAGAAAGAGAGAGGGAUAAAUACUGGGACCGAGACUCAGAACGAAACAAGGACAAAUAUAAAGACAGAGAUCACGAUAAAGGGAGAGAUAGAGAGAAAAGAAGUCGCCAUGAGGACAGACAUAGGGACAAAGAUCGGGACCGGUAUCGGGAAAGAGAGAGGAGCCAUGAUCGUGCAGACUCGAGAAGAGAACGAAGCAGAGAAAGAGAGAGGAGCCAUGAUGGUGCGGACUCAAGAAAAAAACGAAGCAGAGAAAGAGAGAGGAGCCAUGACAGAGCAGACUCUAGAAAAGAGAGAAGCAGAGAAAGAGAGAGGAGCCAUGACCGGGCAGACUCUAGAAAAGAGAGAAGCAGAGAAAGAGAGAGGAGCCAUGACCGGGCAGACUCUAGAAGAGAACGAAGCAGAGAAAGAGAGAGGAGCCAUGACCGGGCAGACUCUAGAAGAGAGCGAAGCAGAGAAAGGGAGAGGAGCCAUGACCGGGCGGACUCGCGAAGAGAGAAAAGCAGAGAAAGGGAGAGGAGCCGUGACAGGGCAGACUCGAGAAAAGAGCGAAGCAGAGAAAGAGAGAGGAGCCGUGACAGGGCGGACUCGAGAAAGGAACGAAGCAGAGAGAGGGAGAGGAGCCAUGACAGGGCAGACUCGAGAAGGGAGCGAAGCAGAGAAACAGAAAAGGGUAUAUCUAAAAAUGAAGAUCCUGAGACUGAUAAAGAUGGAGGGUGUGGAAGCUGUGAGGAAAAGCAAAGUGAGAAGGUCCAGGAAAAAGAAAAAGAUGCAGACUAGGAUAAAGACCAUGAUAAAAGGGACCACACUGAUGGAAGCAAGAGGAGAAAGAAUUCUCCAGAGUGUACUACUGACUAACACGUCAGUAUUGAACCAAAAAUGCCAAUCUGUGAACUUUGUCCUGAUAAUUUGAAACAGAAAUAAGUGGUAUAUCUGUACUCGUCAACUAGGAUGCCAGUUCAUGUUGCAAUGUUAUGAUGACAUGAUUUCACUUGUGUGUUUUCUUGUACAACAUACAGUAUUUACAACCAUGUCUUGCUGCUCUUAAAUACUAAUUAACAAUACAAGAAGCUGGUAGAACUUUUUAAAGUAGUUUUAUUACUUCUGAUUAUUAGCUAAACAGAUGGUUCUAGCAUGAGCUACUAUACAUUUCAAAAUUAAAAAAAAAAGUUGAAAAACCACAGCUCUUGCUGUUUCUGUUGUAUGGAUUCUUUCCUAAAAUAAUGCACGCUUUGUAGGCAAUUUGCAGUGGCACACACUUAUGAAUAAUUAUACAAAGAUAUCAUGUUCUUAUUCAGACCAGUUGUGGUUGUACAUUUGAGGUUUUAUGUUGCACUUCUAUUUCAAUCUAUUAAUUCCAGUUGCAAAAGUUGGCUGUUGACUAUUGCACUGUUUUGAUGCUGAAACAGGCAAUCACUACAAUGUAAGUGUUGUAUUAAAGUUUUAGAUAAAGAGUGCAUUGAGAAUAAAACUAUACAUCCAACUAUAUUUUGUAAAAUUGUCACCUUGUUACUUGGCUAUUAUCUUUGUUGCUUCAACAUUGUAGACUAUUGCUUGUAUACUACUCUUUUCUGUUAUUCUUCAUCAAUCUUUUUACUGAUGAAUCUGUGUAAAUAUUUUAAAUGAUGUUUUCAUUGUAAAUGAUUAUAAAAAUGGAUUUUCUUCACA